Diuraphis noxia (Russian wheat aphid) is the source of this 2421-nucleotide messenger RNA. RefSeq lists its product as uncharacterized. The record is from RefSeq and is a predicted model, not a curated record. Gene Ontology annotation, biological process: 7-methylguanosine cap hypermethylation. Gene Ontology annotation, cellular component: nucleus. Gene Ontology annotation, molecular function: RNA cap trimethylguanosine synthase activity. Lineage: Eukaryota; Metazoa; Arthropoda; Insecta; Hemiptera; Aphididae.
UACCUUAUCUGAAUUCUGCCAAUAUUCGAAUAAUAUCUAUUGGGAUUUAUCUGGUCCAUAAUUUCUUGACAUUUUUCGGGUUUAUACUAUGGUCUUCAUAAAUUGUUCAAGAUUUUCAAGAGAGAAGAUAAUACCUCCGUUAUUUCAUGUACUACCUAUAUAAUAUAAUUAUAGUAUUGUAAAUUGUUGUAAGUAAACAAAAUAAUUUGGAACUUUUUGCAUUGCACAUGUGGACAAAAAAUUAUCUCGAAGUAAUUCAUAAUAUUAUGCAAGCGUACAACAUUACAAUUAAAUUAUGAACUAAGCUUAUGUAUUUUACUUUUGAUAUAAACAUAUCAAUAGAUCAUGAAUAAUUUAAAUUCUGACAUUAGUUGUAAGUAUGAAGUACUUGCAGAAAUAUCAUUUCAUGCCAAUACUUCAAAAAAUCAGUAUGUUAAAUUAUUAUGUAGUCGCCUUUUGGCCCGAAGUUAUCUAAGUAAAUUAGAUGCAAGGUACAUUAAGCAAACAGUACCUGAUAAUGAAGACGAUUGUGCAAUCAUUCAAGAACAGUUUACAAAUUUAAGUACCGAUGAAUCUCAACUACAUGCUCAAUGGUAUGCUUAUUGGGAAAAAAAUGGUGAAAACUUGGUUAAUGAAUCUUGGAUAAAACUGUAUGGAAGUUGCACAUUAGAUGACCUUCCAACAAACCCCGAAGAAUUAUAUCAGAAUCAUAAGGAACAGCAGUAUAAUAUGUUAUAUUGGAAAUUUAUCAAUGAGAUUGGUCYUACUGUUUCAGAAACUGAAAAGUCUAUCUCUGAGAAUUCUGAGAAUGAUGAGUGGAGUUUAAGCCAUAACGAAGAAAAUGAUGAUGAUCAUGUUUCAAAUUUUGAUUUUCUUUACAAAUAUAAACAUUUUCAACGAGCAAACAGUCAACUUUCCAAAGCUUAUUGGGCAAUAAGUAUAAUUGGACAUAUUUAUAAUGAUCAAAAUAUGUUUGAUAUGGGAUUUGUUCAGUAUCUUAAAAAAAACAUUAUUAAAUCUACUCGUCAUCUAAAUGUGUACAGGUAUCCAAAAAAGCAUGGAGCAUCAGUAUCUGAUGAUAACUUGUUAUUAAGUAAUUCUGAGAAUUGYGAGAAGAGUAAAGUCAAAAAUAAAAAAGCAUUAAAAAAAAAAGAAUGGAAAGAUAUGAAAGAAAAAAAUGCUAUUGAACAAAUGGAUAGAUUGGGCUAUAGUUAUUUGCAAAAUCAACCUAAAUUGUUGAAAUAUUGGAAAAAAAGAUAUUUGUUAUUUUCUGAAUUUGAUAAAGGGAUAAAACUAGAUGAAGAGAGUUGGUAUUCUGUUACUCCUGAAAUAAUUAGCAUUCAUAUAGCUGAACGAUGUAGCUGCUAUUUGCUUGUAGAUCCAUUUUGUGGAGCUGGAAGUAAUGUUAUUCAAUUUGCUAAGACUUGUGAGCUCGUUAUAGCUAUUGAUAUUGAUCCAAAAAAAAUUGAAAUGGCUCGUCACAAUGCAGAGUUAUAUGGUGUUGCAGAUAGAAUUCAAUUUAUCAUUGGUGAUUACUUUACUUUAGCGCCAACUCUUAAAGGCGAUGUUGUGUUUUUGUCACCACCAUGGGGUGGUCCUGAUUUUACAGACCUUGAAGAAUACAAAAUGAGCUACAUAAUGCCUGAGAAAGGUGGCAUAAAAGAAAUGAUGAGUUUGACUCGGCAAAUCACCUCAAAUAUUGCUCUACAUUUACCUAAGAAUACUAAUAUUUUUGAUUGCAUUCAAUCUUCAGAAGAUGGUUUUAUUGAGGUACAACAGAAUAUGCUUAAUUCAAGGUAUAACUCUUUAACAGCUUACUAUAGUGAACUGUAUGGUCUGUGUGAUGAAGAUACUGGGACAUAUUAUGAUGAUUAAAGUUUAGAAACAAUAGAUUUAAUACGAAUAUUUUAUAUUGUGAUGUUUGAUAUCCCACAAUUUUCUAUAUAUUUAGUGUAUGCUACAGUUCUUAUAAAGCCCUGUCCAGACUGAGAAAUAUUGGUCAGAAACUAAUAUUUAUUACAUUGUCGCCAACAAAUGUUUAUGUUACCAGUUAUGAUAGGAAACUAAAAAUAUUGUCGAUGAAAAAUCAGAAACAUUUCGAUAAAUGUUUCUUCGGUUUGGAUGGGGCUUUAGACAACAUUUAUUGUGUAUAAGGAAAUGCGUAAUGGAGUAUCCUAUUUAAUAUUAUCAUAUAUACUGGGUGAUUCAUUUAACUUAGAAUACUUAAUAUUUAAAAGUUUUAAUGUUUUUAAAAAUAUUUUUUCAUAUGGUUUUAAGAGGACGCUACACUUGCAUGUGUCGUCUCAGUCUUACAAGCGUACUACAUAGCAAAUUUUUGUUCGCUAGAUUAAAUAUUGUGCUGUUAGUUUUGAUAUUAGAGUGAAUUGACCCAUUAUCAAACUUUUAGGUACGAACAUUAUC